AUGCUUGCUCCAACCACAACUACAGCUGCUCCAACCACUACAACUGCUGCUCCAACCACAACUACAGCUGCUCCCACCACCACAACAGAUGCUCCAUCCACCACAACAGAUGCUCCAACCACUACAACUGCAGCUCCAACCACAACUACAUCUGCUCCAACCACAACUACAUCUGCUCCAACCACUACUACAUCUGCUCCAACAACUACUCCAACCACAACUACUCUAACCACAACUACAGCUGCUUCAACCACUACAAGUGUUGCUCCAACUACUACAUCUGCGCCUACCACAACUACAUCUGGUCCAACAACAACUACUCCAAUUACAGCUAUUCCAACCACAACUACAUCUGUUCCGACCACAACUACAGCUGCUCCGACCACAACAACAGCUGCUCCGACCACUACAACAGCUGCUCCAACUACCAGUACAACUGCUCCAACCACUACAACAGAUGAUCCAACCACAACUACAGCUGCUCCAACCACAACUACAUCUGCUCCAACCACAAAUACAGCUGCUCCAACCACAACUACAGCUGCUCCGACCACAACUACAGCUGCUCAAACCACUACAACAGAUGCUCCAACAACUACAACAGAUGCUGCAACUACAACUACACCUGCUCCAACCCCAACUACAGCAGCUCCAACCACAACUACAGCUGCUCCAACCACUACAACUGCUGCUCCAACUACAGCAUCUCCAACCACUACAACUGCUGCUCCAACCACAACUACAGCAUCUCCAACCACAACUACAGCAGCUCCUACAACUACAUCUGCUCCUACCACAACUACAUCUGCUCCAAUCACAACUACAUCUGCUGCUCUGACCACAACUACAUCUGCUGCUCCGACCACCACCACAACAGAUGCUCCAACCACCACAACAGAUGCUCCAACCACUACAACUGCUGCUCCAACCACAACUACAGCUGCUCCAACAACGACAACUGCUGCUCCAACCACAACUACAGCUGCUCCCACCACCACAACAGAUGCUCCAUCCACCACAACAGAUGCUCCAACCACUACAACUGCAGCUCCAACCACAACUACAUCUGCUCCAACCACAACUACAUCUGCUCCAACCACUACUACAUCUGCUCCAACAACUACUCCAACCACAACUACUCUAACCACAACUACAGCUGCUUCAACCACUACAAGUGUUGCUCCAACUACUACAUCUGCGCCUACCACAACUACAUCUGGUCCAACAACAACUACUCCAAUUACAGCUAUUCCAACCACAACUACAUCUGUUCCGACCACAACUACAGCUGCUCCGACCACAACAACAGCUGCUCCGACCACUACAACAGCUGCUCCAACUACCAGUACAACUGCUCCAACCACUACAACAGAUGAUCCAACCACAACUACAGCUGCUCCAACCACAACUACAUCUGCUCCAACCACAAAUACAGCUGCUCCAACCACAACUACAGCUGCUCCGACCACAACUACAGCUGCUCAAACCACUACAACAGAUGCUCCAACAACUACAACAGAUGCUGCAACUACAACUACACCUGCUCCAACCCCAACUACAGCAGCUCCAACCACAACUACAGCUGCUCCAACCACUACAACUGCUGCUCCAACCACAACUACAGCAUCUCCAACCACUACAACUGCUGCUCCAACCACAACUACAGCAUCUCCAACCACAACUACAGCAGCUCCUACAACUACAUCUGCUCCUACCACAACUACAUCUGCUCCAAUCACAACUACAUCUGCUGCUCUGACCACAACUACAUCUGCUGCUCCGACCACAACUACAGCUUACAACUGCUCCAACCACCACAACAGAUGCUGCUCCCACCACAACAACCGAUGCUCCAUCCACCACAACAGAUGCUCCAACCACUACAACUGCAGCUCCAACCACAACUACAGCAGCUCCAACCACAACUACAUCUGCUCCAACCACUACUACAUCUGCUCCAACAACUACUCCAACCACAACUACUCUAACCACAACUACAGCUGCUUCAACCACUACAAAUGGUCCAACCACUACAACUGCAGCUCCAACCACUACAACUGCAGCUCCAACCACAACUACAACAGCUCCAACCACAACUACAGCAGCUCCAACCACAACUACAUCUGCUCCAACAACAACUACAGCUGCGCCAACCACUACAACUGCUCUAACCACUACAACAGAUGGUCCGACCUCUACAACAGAUGGUACAACCACUACAAUUGCAGCUCCAACCACAACUACAACAACACCAACAACAACUACAUCUGCGCCUACCACGACUACAUCUGCUACAACAACUACUCCAACCACAACUACAUCUACUCCAACCACCACUACAGCUGCUCCAAUCACUACAACAGCUGCUCUAACCACCACAACAGCUGCUCAAACCACUACAACAGAUGGUCCAAGCACUACAACUGUAGCUCCAACCACUACAACUGCAGCUCCAACCACAACUACAGCAGCUCCAACCACAACUACAUCUGCCCCAACAACAACUACUCCAACCACACCUACUCCAACCAUAACUACAGCAGCUCCAACUACAUCUGCUCCAACCACUACUACAUCUGCUCCAACAACUACUCCAACCACAACUACUCUAACCACAACUACAGCUGCUCCAACCACUACAAGUGUUGCUCCAACAACUACAUCUGCACCUACCACAACUACAUCUGCUCCAACAACAACUACUCCAACCACAACUACAUCUGCUCCAACCACUACUACAUCUGCUCCAACCACUACUACAUCUGCUCCAACAACUACUCCAACCACAACUACUCUAACCACAACUACAGCUGCUCCAACCACUACAACUGCUCCAACCACUACAAGUGUUGCUCCAACAACUACAUCUGCACCUACCACAACUACAUCUGCUCCAACAACAACUACUCCAACCACUACAACUGCUGUUCCAACCACUAUAACUGCGGCUCCAACCACUACAACUGCAGCUCCAACAACAACUACAGCUGCUCCAACCACUACAACUGCUCCAACCACUACAACUGCAGCUCCAACUACAACUACAGCUGCUCCAACCACAACUGCUCUAACCACUACAACUGCAACUCCAACCACAACUACUGCUGCUCCAACCACAACUACAGCUGCCCCAUUCACAACUACAGCCAUCCCAACCACUACAACUGCAGCUCCAACAACAACUACAGCUGCUCCAACCACUACAAGUGCAGCUCCAACCACACCUACAGCUGCUCCAACCACUACAACUGCUGUUCCAACCACCGGUACAACAGCUCCAACCACAACAACAGAUGGUCCGACAACUACUACAGAUGGGCCAACAUCAACUACAACAACACCAACAACAACUACAUCUGCGCCUACCACGACUACAUCUGCUACAACAACUACUCCAACCACAACUACAUCUACUCCAACCACCACUACAGCUGCUCCAAUCACUACAACAGCUGCUCUAACCACCACAACAGCUGCUCAAACCACUACAACAGAUGGUCCAAGCACUACAACUGUAGCUCCAACCACUACAACUGCAGCUCCAACCACAACUACAGCAGCUCCAACCACAACUACAUCUGCCCCAACAACAACUACUCCAACCACACCUACUCCAACCAUAACUACAGCAGCUCCAACUACAUCUGCUCCAACCACUACUACAUCUGCUCCAACAACUACUCCAACCACAACUACUCUAACCACAACUACAGCUGCUCCAACCACUACAAGUGUUGCUCCAACAACUACAUCUGCACCUACCACAACUACAUCUGCUCCAACAACAACUACUCCAAUUACAACUACUCCAACCACAACUACAUCUGCUCCAACCACUACUACAUCUGCUCCAACCACUACUACAUCUGCUCCAACAACUACUCCAACCACAACUACUCUAACCACAACUACAGCUGCUCCAACCACUACAAUAAUGGGUCAAUCAUCAACAACAUGGAUCUUACAUUUGCAUCUAAAUCUGCUCCUAAUGGCUCCCAAAUUGCAAAUGUUUUGGUCAAUGCAGCUUCAAACAUCUCUGCCUUCACCAUUGAUACCUCUAACAUUUUAGUGGACGGAGAAGUUGCUCCAUCCACUACAACAGUUGCUACAACCACUACAACUACUACAACAGCUACUGCAACCACUACAACUACUACAACAGUUGCUCCAACCACUACAACUACUACAACAGCUACUGCAACCACUACAACUACUACAACAGUUGCUCCAACCACUACAACUACUACAACAGUUGCUCCAACCACUACAACUACUACAACAGUUGCUCCAACCACUACAACUACUACAACAGUUGCUCCAACCACUACAACUACUACAACAGCUACUCCAACCACUACAACUACAACAACAGCUACUCCAACCACUACAACUACAACAACAGUUGCUCCAACCACUACAACUACUACAACAGCUGCUCCAAGCACAACAAAAGCACCAAUUACAACAGCUGAUCAGACAACUCCAACUACUCUUAUGACUACUACAACAACUACAACUGAAGCACCUGCUCCAGUUUUUGUAGUUGCAGCAACGGUGGUUGAACCAUUUGUUCCAGCACUUGAAGUGAAAGACAGCCCAGAGUUUAAGGCGCUGGAAGUAAAAGUCGUGACAGUGUAUAAUAUAAUCUACAGAGCAAGAUAUGGAAUCCUCUUUAUUCGAAGUUUUGUCAUUGCAUUUAGACCAGCCCAAGUCAGGUUUCGAAUGAAUGGUACUCAAGCAGAGAUGGGGGUAGAGUUUAAUAAAACAACACCAGCUGAGGCAGUUCCAAAGCCUGAGGAUGUUCAACAAGUACUAGUAGAGGGUGUACAGAACCCCAACUUCACCAUGUCCUUGAAUAUCAGCUUUGAUCCAGAGUCAAUUACAGCAAUUCGUCAACCUGUAACAACUGUAGCCCCAACUACGGCCAACAGUACAGUAACCCCAGCUCCAAAUACAACAAUUUCUCAGAACUCCACGGAAAACAUAACAACCACAACAGCUGGCAAUACAUCUACCACAAUCAGCACAUUAGGAAAUACAACAACAAAGAACCCAGAAACAUCAGCUGCUAGCAAUUCAACUUCCAUCAGCACAACAACAACAACCACAACUGUGGAGCAGACAGUAAAUAGGAGGCUGACUUUUAGGUCACCUGGGGAAACCUUCACAACUGAUUUGUUGGACCAAUCCUCGUCAGCAUUUAUAAAUAGAGCUGCACUUUUAAAGUCAAUUCUUGAACCCUUCUACCAACAAUCGUUUUCCUCAUUCCGCAGUUUAACAGUGAUUUCAUUCAGCAAUGGGUCAAUCAUCAACAACAUGGAUCUUGCAUUUGCAUCUGCAUCUGCUCCUAAUGGCUCCCAAAUUGCAAAUGUUUUGAUCAAUGCAGCUUCAAAUAUCUCUGCCUUCACCAUUGAUACCUCUAACAUUUUAGUGGAUGGAGAAGUGUCAAGUGGAGUAAGCCAGAAGAUCAGUCUCAUCACGGCUCUCUGCAUGGUCCUGCUGUCAUGGGUGUUGUCCAGCCAGCACUAAUCUCUCUAUUGACUAGUGGUGGAUAAUCUUCCCCCAAAAAGUUAUCCUAAUUGAAAACUAAAAAGGAUCUCAUGAAAGGGUGUUUUUAAAAGAGAAAUAGUUGUCCAAAAAUUGUUUCUGAGUUUAUUUAAGCAUCUCUAAAUUUAAGCAUCCAGUCAAGAACUUAAAUAUUUGUAAAAGCACAUUCACUGAUUAUCUAUGCUGUUUUGUUAGGAGGUUACUGCAAUUUUAUUUAUUUCUCUGAAUGUGAAACCCUGGAUCCGAUCCAUGAAGAACAUCUUGUACACUUACUUAUUAACAUGAGGGUUAUGUCUAUACAAUAGGAUGUGAUGUAGGAUUUAAAGUUUUUUUUCAAUGCACUUUAUGCAAAUGCAGACUCUAAUUAUCAUCUUCAUUCAGCAAUAUAAGUAUUUAAAAUAGUAAUAAAGGAAUGAUUUUAAUGACAAAUUAGAUUAUGACACUGUUCAUGCAAAUCCUCAAGAGAAAUAUAUGAAUUGAUUAUUUUGUAUAAAUGUAUUAUAAGAUGUCUAAACAAUAUCAAACCUUAUUAUUUUGUUGUUUUUUUGAUUAAAAUAUAUCUAUGACAUUGGAGACUUCUGUAUACAGUAUUCUGUUAAGUGUUACUCAAUUGUAUUUUUCUCAUCAUAAAUUAAAGUUAAGAUGACAAAGACAUAAAAACUAAUCAUUAAGAUUACAUUAAUACGAGAUCACUGAAAUAACAGCUUUAGGGUGUAAGAUGUUUAAAAGUGUAUAAAAACACUUUCUUGCUUCUAAUAAAGAAACUGAUCAGCAAAAA
Messenger RNA from Cyprinodon tularosa, 6325 nucleotides. Its product is annotated as mucin-2-like. The transcript has 16 exons. The record is from RefSeq and is a predicted model, not a curated record. The coding region runs from base 1 to 5529 and encodes 1842 amino acids. NCBI's taxonomy places the organism in Eukaryota, Metazoa, Chordata, Actinopteri, Cyprinodontiformes, Cyprinodontidae.